Molecule: messenger RNA, 850 nt
Organism: Symbiodinium necroappetens
Lineage: Eukaryota; Dinophyceae; Suessiales; Symbiodiniaceae
Source: the annotation of a GenBank genome assembly
AUGCGAGCUGUUCGAACUGGUGCCAGUGGGUCCCCACAGCAUCCUGGAACCUCACUCAUGGCUGCCAUGGCUGCUUCGGGCAAGAGCUCAAUGGACCUUUCCUGCCGCACAGUGGAAGCGAUGUUGGAAACUGCGUGGGCUGGUGCCAGUGGGUCCCGCAAAACUCAUGGCAGUACACCCCCGAAUGUGGUGGCUGCUCAGGACGAGAUCGACCGGUGGGACCGGACAGUGGCCGGCCAGCGAAUGGAACGCAGGGAGUUUGCGUCAACUGGUGCAGAUGGGUCCCGCAUGCAUCUUGGCAGUACACUCCGAGCUGCCACGGCUGCUCCGGUGGAUCCCCCGUGCGGCCGGACAGUCCAGUCACUCCUGGACAGGGCUGCGCCACCUGGUGUCAGUACGUGCCGACUGCAUCCCAGCAGUACACCCCCGAAUGCCGAGGAUGCGCUCAGGGUGGCAGCGGACCUGCCACCGUGCCAGCUCCCGCACCAGCAACCCCCGGCGGAUGUGCUAGCUGGUGUGGUUGGGUGCCGACUCCGUCGCACCAGUACACACCCGAGUGCCGUGGAUGUUCUCAGGGUGCAAGCAGCCCAUCCUCCACUCCGGUCACUGCUGGAUGCGUCCCACAUGCUGGCUCCUGUCGGCCCUCCUGCAAGCCAGGCUUCACCGCGGAAGUUCCAGCCGGCCUUCUUCAGCUCACCUGUAAUGACGGAGUGCUGUCCCCGAGCAGCUUCUUCUGCCGGGCCGCUUGCAACCGGGUGCCCACCGUCAACUUCGCUGACCAGCCUCUGCUGGUGCAGUGCUCCGGAACUUUGCACAACCAGACCUGCGAGCUGCCCUGCGUCGGAGGACG